AUGGGUAUCAGAGGUCUUUCAAGCAAGCUCAUCUUGGCUCUUGGCGCGAGCUCGGCAGUAGCAUCUUCUGUCCUGCCCCGCCAGUCUAACAGCUCGAGCCCCGACAUCAGCCCGUACUUUCAGUCCAUCUCCGACUAUGUCGACUCCAUUGUCGAUGAGUUGUGGCCAAUCAACCAGGAGAUCCACGACAAUCCGGAGCUUGGAUAUGAGGAGGUGGAAGCGCAUAAACUCCUGACCGAUUUCAUGGAGGCUCAUGAGGGAUGGAACGUGACCAGGUCCAUCUACAACAUCAGCACUGCCUUCGUAGCUGUCUUCGAGGGAAGCGGAGAUGGUCCUAUUGUGUCUUUCAAUGCCGAAUAUGAUGCUCUUCCUGGUCUCGGCCAUGCGUGCGGCCAUAACCUGAUCGCGACUGCAUCCGUCGGUGGUGCGCUUGCCACCGCUGAGAUCAUGCGUGCUGAGAGCCUCCCUGGAAAGGUCAUUCUGUUCGGAACGCCCGCUGAAGAGAGUCUCGGCGGCAAGGUCAAGCUUCACGAAGCCGGUGCCUUCACUGAUCACAAUAUCGAUAUUUCCCUCAUUACUCACCCGACCAACGGCGGCGAUUCCCCUUACAUGAUCACCACCUCCACCGACCGUUUCGAAGUUGAGUAUUACGGCAAGGAGGCUCACGCUGCUGCCUCCCCUUGGGAGGGUAUCAACGCCCAAGACGCCCUCAUUGUCGCAAACAACGCCAUUGCCCUCCUCCGCCAGCAGACGCGGUCCACCGACAAGAUCCACGGCAUUAUCAGCUCUGCUGGCUCUCGAAUCAAUGUCAUCCCCGCCCUUGCGGAAGCCUCCUUCCAGAUCCGUUCCGCAGACAACGUGGCUCUAGAGGAGUGGACCGAUCGCGUGAUGAAGUGCUUCGAGGCCGGCGCUCUGGCGACUGGCGCCGAGCUGAAUCUGACCAUGAGGCCGUACGGCUACGACAACAUGGUCAGCAACGACCUCUUGGCGAGCUCGUAUUCCAAGUACUUCACUGAGCUUGGCGGCGAGGUUCCUGAUGCCGAAGUCGACAAGCUGCGUGAGCCCACUGGAAGCACUGACCAGGGAAACCUGAGCCAUGACUUCCCUAGUAUCAGCCCGUUCUUCGGCAUCACUAACGAGAACGGAAGUGUGCCUGAUGGCGGUCCCCACACUGCGGCUUUUGAGGUUGCUGCUGGUAGCAGAGCGGCGUUUGACAAGGCUAUCAUGGUUGCAAAGGGUAUUGCUGGUGUUGCCGUUGAUGUGCUGACUGUUGACGGUCUUUUGGGCCAGAUUAAGGAGGAGUUUGAGGCUACGCAGGAGAAGCGCAGAAGACGUCGCGCUAGUUUCUAG
Colletotrichum chrysophilum is the source of this 1350-nucleotide messenger RNA. RefSeq lists its product as uncharacterized. NCBI's taxonomy places the organism in Eukaryota, Fungi, Ascomycota, Sordariomycetes, Glomerellales, Glomerellaceae. The coding region runs from base 1 to 1350 and encodes 449 amino acids. The record is from RefSeq and is a predicted model, not a curated record. The transcript is spliced from 3 exons. Gene Ontology annotation, molecular function: dipeptidase activity.